This is a messenger RNA of Rhodamnia argentea, 504 nucleotides long. RefSeq lists its product as uncharacterized. Gene Ontology annotation, biological process: tricarboxylic acid cycle; oxaloacetate metabolic process; malate metabolic process. The coding region runs from base 1 to 504 and encodes 167 amino acids. Gene Ontology annotation, molecular function: L-malate dehydrogenase (NAD+) activity. Lineage: Eukaryota; Viridiplantae; Streptophyta; Magnoliopsida; Myrtales; Myrtaceae. The record is from RefSeq and is a predicted model, not a curated record. The transcript has 5 exons.
AUGACAUUUGCUGGAGGAUUUUGCAUUCGCAAAGAUUUUCAUGCUCACAUGGGGCUAGCCAACGGUUUAUGCGAUCAUGUAGCUAACAAUUGCAAGAUUUUGAUUGACAAUCACGCAAGUAUUAUCGGGUCGAUUUUGCAGGAAUUUGCACAUAUCCCUGUACAAAAUAUCAUUGCUCUCACCCGCCUUAUGGGGAUACACCCAUCUAUCCUAUACAUUGAUAUCAAUCACGCGGUGUUUCAAGACGCAGCUGGUGUACACGUGCCUGUGCGUGAAUGCGUUGUUGACAAUAGAUGGAUAAAGGGUAGGCAUAUUUCCAUGGGAGUGUUCUCCGAUGGAUCGUACAAUGUACCCAUUGACAUUGUGUUCAUUCCCAGUAACGUGCUAGCUGGACAAUGGACCAUCAGGCCAGGCUUUGAUGUAGGUCCUGAGAUUGAGGAUUUCCAAGAACAGAGCUUCGACAAGGCAAUACGGGCUGCUCCUGAUUGGCAAGCUGAUGCGUAG